GCUCGCGCUGUUACUCUUCUUGUGUUAUUCAUGAGGAAAGGAAACUUUGCGGCAGAGCUGAAACGCUCCAGGAGCGCCAGAACAGUCGGGUUGGAUAGCUUUGCUGCUUCCUGGAGGGAGUUGUGAAAGCAUUGAGCAGAGUUCUGGAGCAUUAGACGAGCUGGCAGCUGAGUGAGGACGUGUGGAGCGCUGAACAUGCCCUAAUAAGAGCCAAUCAUUCAUUACUUUCUCAAUGAUACAAAGUCACUGUGGGCUACUGCACUGAGAGGUUCAUCACGCAAAGGGAUUUGCAGUGGGCUGUAUAUGUAAAGGAGAGCCGGAUUUCUGCUUCAGCGUGUCAGACGUACCCGUGACUCCUUAGAAGGAAGAUGGCUACCGUGGGCACAAUGUCAGAGGCCUCUGAGGCCGGAGACAACAGCGAAUUCACUGACAUCAUCAAAUGGAGAUCAGACGAACAUGAUGCCGUACAGAAAAAAACCUUCACGAAGUGGAUCAACGCGCAGUUCUCCAAGACGGGGAAGGCGCCCAUCAAAGACAUGUUCUCUGAGCUGAGAGACGGCAGAAAACUCCUCGAUCUCCUGGAGGGGCUGACUGGAAACACACUGACCAAAGAGCGAGGCUCUACUAGAGUUCACUCCCUCAACAACGUCAACCGCGUGCUGCAGGUCCUUCAUCAGAGCAGCGUGAGUCUUCCCGCGCCUCAUGGGUUCAGCUGGGAGGAAGUAGUUCAUCUAACCCCAGUGGAGAGGCUGGACCACGCUUUCACAUUUGCCAAAGAUCAGCUCAACAUUGAGAGACUACUGGAUGCGGAAGGCACUUUUAAGGUUUUUCCCAGAGUUCUCGGGUGUGGUGCUUUUUGGUUCCCCGAUGGGUUGGCUGCAGAGACGGAGGAGGUGAGCAGCACACGGCCAGAGACGCCCAGCACGCUGACGGAGGUCAGUCUGGACACGUAUCAGAUCACUCUGGAGGAGGUGCUCACCUGGCUGCUGUCGGCCGAAGACAUGCUGCACAUGCAGGACGACGUGUCCGAUGACGUGGAGGAGGUCAAAGACCAGUUCCACACACAUGAGGCCUUUAUGAUGGAAUUGACAGCCCACCAGAGCAGCGUGGGUAACGUCUUACAGGCGGGAAACCAGCUGAUCGCUCAAGGCAAUCUGAGUGAGGAAGAGGAUGAUGAGAUCCGAGAACAAAUGACACUGCUCAACUCCCGCUGGGAAAACCUGCGGGUCGUCAGCAUGGACCGUCAGUCCAGACUUCAUGAAGUUCUGAUGGACCUUCAGCAACAGCAGCUCCAUCAGCUCUCCGAUUGGCUGACGCAGACGGAGGGGCGGAUCCGUAAGAUGGAGAAAGAGCCCAUAGCAGGAGACCUGGAGGGAUAUCUGGCCCAGAUAGAGCAGCACAAAGUUUUGCAGAAUGAUCUGGAGCUAGAACAGGUAAAGGUGAACUCUCUCACGCACAUGGUUGUGGUCGUGGAUGAGAACAGCGGGGAGAGUGCCACUGCUGACCUGGAGGAACAACUGCAGAAUCUCAAGGAGGAUAUGGCCCAGAAGCGGAGGGCCCUGAGUGCUCUGUCAGAUGCUGGACAGGAUGUGAUGGUGCUGUUAAACAGUCCAGCCGCAGCUCAGAGGAUCGAAACAGACACAGACCUACUGACCCAACGCUGGGACAACCUGGUCCAAAAACUAGAGGACUGCUCCAGCCAAGUAACCGAAGCGGUGUCUGGGAUACCCCAGGUACCGGAGAAGGUUGUCAUGGAGACAGUCACAACAGUAACAACACGGAUGGAGCAAACCUUCACCAGCAGCGAUCGAGAGCUACCGCCACCUGCCCCACCUAAAAGACGACAUCUGGAUACAGACGGCGAGCUCAGGAUACUAGCUGAAACUGAUGUUCCCAAGCUUUUGUCACGGCUGGCUGCAUGGAAGUCAUCUGCCCGAGCUGCUGGAGACACGCCUGGUCUGAAGGAAAAACUACAGACCCUGCGGGUGGAGCUUGCUGAAAACGAGGGGACAGUGAAAGAGGUAGUGCAGAAAGGAGAGAAGAUGAUUGAGAAAGAAGGUAUGUCUUCAGAGGAGGCCCGUUCUGCUCUGGACUCUGUGUGUAAAGAAUGGGAGAGCUGCCAGAACCUGAUCCAGGAUCUGAGGAACCAAGCUCAAGUUCUAGAGCAGGUGGCGGCCGUUCAGUCAAGACUGAAGGCUCUAGAUGGAGUUCUGCAGGAACAGGAGAAGUGGCUGAUCUCCACAGAAGGCUUUAGAGCAGAAAACAACCAGCAGGAACUCCAGACACUCAAAGACGAUUGUGAGACUCGGAUAGCAGAUCUGGAAAAGCUUCAGCCACAGGUGGAAGAUCUCUGUUCUCAGACGGAGCAUCUGGCCGCAGAACCUGGAGCCCCUGAUACCAUGAGGCCCAGUGUGGUGGCGCUGGCAUCACGCCACAGCACAACUAUCCAAGAGCUCAAGACGCGGCAGCAGGACAUCACUACAGUUUUGUCCAGGCUGGCGGGGUCCAGAGCGCUGCAUCAGAUGGAGUCCAGACUGAACACAGUCAGCGCUGAUAUCAGAGACAUCACAACAGCUGAGCAGGGAGUCAUCAGAGCUCAGGCUCUUUGUGCUGAGAUGGAGCAGGAGGCAUCGGAGGCAGCAGAGCAGCAGGGCUGGACUGAACUCUCCACAGCCGCCCAGGAUCAGCUCAGCAUGCUGCAGUGCAUUCUGGGUAGCAUGAAGGACACAAAGGUGAAGAGUGAGGAGGUGGAGCGCUGGCUGGAUGCUGCUGACGAGCUGCUGUCUCGAGACGCCAGCGGCUUCAGCCACGCUGACAAACUACAGGAAGAAGUCAACCAGUGCAAGGAGCUGGUGAGUGAGAUGCAGAGCGUGGACUCGUCUCUGAAGCAGAUGAGGGAGAACGUGACUGCCGUGCAGCAGAGCUCAGUACUGGGUCUGAUCAGCUGGGGGCAGACGGAGCUGGACGACAGUCAGAGACGCUGGGACACGCUCAGUAAAGAGUUGUUGAGGCGUGAGGAGCGUGUGAGUGACGGUCAGGAGAAAGUGAUGAAUCUGAAGAAAGAUGUGGCGGAGAUGCGGGAGUGGAUGAUUCAAGUGGACGAGGAGUUUCUCAUGAGAGACUUUGAGUACAAGAGCCCAGAGGAGCUGGAGGAGGCCCUGCAGGAGAUGAAGAGGGCUAAAGACGAUGUGUUGCAGAAGGAAGUGCGUGUGAAGAUUUUAAAGGACAGCAUUAAUGUGCUGUUUGGAAAGAUGCCCCCUGGUGGUCCUGACCUGAGCCCUGAGCUCACUGAAGUUCUGCACAACUACCAGAAGCUCUGUGAUCGCUUCAAGAGCAAGUGCCACACGCUUGAGGAGGUGUGGUCCUGCUGGAUCGAGCUGCUGCAGUAUUUGAACGUGGAGUCUGGCUGGUUGAAGACACUGGAGGAGAAAGUUCAAGCCACUGAAAACAUCCCAGAAAACACAGAGUCUAUCAGCGAGGCUCUGGAGUCUCUGGAGCCGGUUAUGCGUCAUCCGGGUGAUAACAGGACUCAGAUCCGAGAGCUGGCCCAGACUCUCAUAGACGGAGGCAUUCUGGAUGAACUCAUCAGCGAGAAACUGGAGAGCUUCAACUCGCGCUACGAAGAACUGACUCAGCUGGCUGCUGCACGUCAGAUGUCUCUGGAGCAGAAGUUGGGGACUCUGAGAGAGAACGAGACGGCGUUACACACACUACAGACGUCCCUCACGCAGCUGGACCAGACGCUCACCUCGUACCUCACCGACCGCAUCGACGCCUUCCAGCUGCCUCAGGAAGCUCAGGCCAUUCAGGCCGAGAUCGCGGCCCAUGAGGCCACACUGGAGGAUCUGAGGAGGAGGAAUGUAGGUAACGUGCCUCCAACUGUCCCAGAGGGCAAACCAGUGCGAGGAGGAACCCUACUGGACCAGUUACAGCGGAAACUCCGUGAGAUUAGUACAAAAUUCCAGCUGUUCCAGAAACCAGCCAACUUUGAGCAGCGAAUGCUGGACUGCAAGAGGAUUCUGGAAAACGCUAAAGCUGAACUUCCCGUCCUGGACCUGAAAGACACACAACCAGAGGAGAUCCAGACCCACCUGAACGGAUGCAUGAAACUGUAUAAGAUCUUGAGCGAGGUGAAACUGGAGGUGGAGACGGUGAUUAAAACGGGAAGACAGAUCGUACAAAAACAGCAGACAGAAAAUCCUAAAGGAAUGGACGAACAACUCACCACGCUCAAAUUACUCUACAAUGAGCUGGGAGCUCAGGUGACUGAGGGGAAACAGGAUUUGGAGAAGGCUUUGUCUCUGUCUCAGCGGCUGCAGAAGGACAGCGCCGCCCUGCAGGCCUGGAUGAGCAACACUGAGACUCCGCUUAAAGAGAAGCUCAGCACAGGAGACAUGCCUGCCGAUAUCGAGACGGAGAUCACAUGGGCCAACGGCUUGUUGAAGGAGUCUGCGCUCAAGAAGAGCGAUCUGUCUGUGGUGAUGGAGAACAGCGCCGCCCUGCAGGCCUUAGUGGAGGGCAGCGAGGCUCAGCUGGAGGAUCAGCUGUUUGAGCUCAAUGAGGACUGGGAGCGCAUGCACACGCUGAUAGAGGACUGGCUCAGUGCUGUUCUGAAUCACAGGCGUGAAGUGGAGAUGUUUGAUGAGAAUUUGGCUCAUAUCAGCACAUGGCUCUAUCAGACGGAGAUACGACUGGAUGAGAUGGAGAAGAUGCCUGCAGCUGAGAAAGAGAGAAUGAUGAUGGCUGUGCUGUGUGAGUUGGAGGGAAUGAGUGUGCGUGUGGACAGCGCUCGUGAUCAGGCAGUAAUCUUGAUGACCAGCAGGGGGCCUGUGUGCAGAGAGCUGGUGGAGCCCAAACUGGCCGACCUCAACCGCAGCUUCCACAAGGUGGCGCAGCACAUCAGCUCUGCUCAGGUGUCUGCUGGUCUGAAGGUCAGACAGGAGGCAGUGCGGCCGCAGCAGGAGGUGGCAGACGGGAGGUCUGCUCCUCUCCUCGCCUCCUCACAGCUACAGCUGUUCGAAUCAGACCUACACGCUACUAUCAGAGCACUGGAGCAACAGGAGAAAACACACACACCUGAUGAUGAGAGGUUGGAUGAGGAGAAAGCUCAUGUUGAGGAGGUGCUGAGGAGAGGAGAGGAGGUGCUGCGGUCUGUUCCUGACGAGGACAGAAGAGAGGACAUCCGCAGGAGACUGCUGCUGCUCCAGACAUGCUACAAGGAGCUUCAUAGCAUCAGAACUCAGCCAGUUGUGCUCGAAUCAUCUUCUCCUCCUCGGCAGAGAUCAGAGUCAUCCCUCUCUCCCCAGGAUGAGAGGAGCGCAUCUGUCUCCCCGUCUGACUAUCUGCUGGACAUUAAUAAGGUUCUGCUGGCCAUGGCCGACAACGAGCUGCUCCUGAACUCCUCAGAGCUCAGCGGAGGACUGUUUGAGGAUUUCUCCAGCCAGGAGGACACGCUCCGGAAUAUAAAGGAGAGUUUGGAGCGGUUGGGUGAACAGGUUGAAGUGAUCAAUGAGCGCCAGCCUGAUGUGAUUCUGGAAGCUUCCAGACAGGAGAUGGCACAGAUAUCUGAUGCCCUGACACAGCUGAACUCAGAGUGGGACAGAGUCAACCGCACGUACAGCCAGAGGAAAGGGUGUUUCGAUGGAGCUGUGGAGGAGUGGAGGCAGUUUCACUGUGACAUGAACGAUCUCUCGCAGUGGCUGAGCCACACUGAACAGGUCCUGGCUGACGGGAUUGGAUCAGACGGAGAACUGGACCUGGACUGCGCUCGUACACAGCAACAGGAUCUGGAGGAGGGUCUGGCCUCUCAUCAGUCUGUGGUGGCGGUUCUGAGCCGGUCUGGAGAGCACAUCAUCGGUCAGGUGUCAUCUCCCGACGCCGCUCUGCUGCAGGAGAAGCUGGACGCUCUGAGACGCCGCUGGACAUGCGUGCAGAGACAAGUGUGUGAGCGCCAGUGCAGGUUGAUGGGUGAGGAUCCGGCUGUGAUGGAUGUCGUUCAGAGGACCGCUGAUCUGGCUCAGUGGCUGCAGCACACAGAGGUUGCCGUGGCGACACUAUCGGUUUCAGCCACCGACAAGAGCCUCAGAGAGCUCAAGGCCUUGACGGAGGAGAUGGAUGCUCAGAAUGAGACGCUGUCAUGGCUGAAUAAAACUGGCUCUCAGAUCUUGUCAAAAAGUCCUCAGGACAGAGACACUCAUGUGAACAAAAUAAGGCAGAUAAACCUCAGCUGGAGUAAAGUGAGCCGCGAGCUGCUGGAUAAGGUGCGUGAGGUGGAGGGUCGUCUGCAGACACACACACCGCUGCAGGACGAGAGGAGGCUGGCGUCUUACAGCCAGUUCCAGGAGCGCAUGAGCAGACUGGGCGACUGGGUUUACAUCAGCAGCCAGUCUCUGAGUGACGUCACACCCGCGGAGAGACAGGUUCUGGAAAUGUCCAUGCGAGAGCAGAAGCGGGAGCUGGAGGAGCUGUUGUCUUACUCUAUUGAGCUCCAGAGGAAACAGCUGCUUUUACCACAGGAAAAGAGUAAAAUCGAACAGCUGGCUGCAGAUUGGAAAGCUCUGGAUGCCAGACUGAAGGAGACGCCACAACAGCCUCUGUCUCCAUGGACACAACAAGUGGCUCAGCAGCAGUUCACAGGGAGCGUGCCGUCUGCGGUGCACAUGGUCAGUCUGAUGAGCGAGGAGCGGCGUCCCAGCCCAGAGCUGGUGGGCCCCAGCGACCUCCACCAGACGGCCACAGAGCUGGCGGACUGGCUGCUCCUCAUCCACCAGAUGCUCAAAUCCAACAUCGUCACAGUGGGAGACAAAGAGGAGAUCCACACCACCAUCGGCCGCCUGCAGGUGACUAAAGGUGAUCUAGAGCAGAGACAUCCACAGCUGGAAGAUAUCAUCACUCUGGCACAAAACAUCAAGAACAAAACCUCCAACCUCGACGUGCGCACCUCCAUCUCAGAGAAACUGGAGAAGGUCCGCAGCCAAUGGGACGGCACACAGCACGGCGUGGAGGCGCGGCUUCUGCAGCUGGAAUGCAUGAUCGGCCACAGCGAUCAAUGGGAGGAGCAGAGGCACCAGGUGAAGGCUCUGAUUGGACAACACGAGAUGCAUCUGCAUAGCCUGCUGCAGCUGAGCCGAGGGCCGCUCACUAAACAGAUCAGUGACAACAAGGCGUUCCUGCAGGAGCUCAGUCGAGGACAGGAGAGCGUGACGUCCUUUAAUGAACUGUCCAAUCAGCUUCUGCAGGAAUAUGCCACUGACGACACACGCAAGGUCAAAGAGGUCAUGGACAAACUCAACACGAUGUGGAACAGCAUCAAUAACAGGGCGUCGGACCGUCAGGCUGUGUUGGAUUCAGAGCUGAAGUCUCUCCAGGCGUGUCUCCGUGAGCUCGAAUCCUUCCUGAAGUGGCUCCAUGAGGCGGAGACUACAGUCAACGUGUUAUCUGACGCCGCCCAGAGGGAGGCGCUCUCACAGGACUCCGCCCACAUCAAAGAGCUCAAAGGGCAGCUUGGGGACAUCCAGGCGGAGAUCGAGGUUCAUAAUGAUGUCUAGGGGAGCUCAGAGGAAGCAGUUUUCCUCCAACAGAGACUGGAUGAAAUGAACCAGCGCUGGAACGACCUGAAGGCCAAAUCAGCCAAUAUACGGGCUCAUCUGGAGGCCAGUGCUGAGCGCUGGAACCUUCUUCUGUCAGUCCUGGAGGAACUGAGCUGCUGGAUCAGUGUGAAGGAUGAGGAACUGAACAAACAGAUGCCCAUCGGAGGAGACGUGCCCACAGUGCUGCAGCAGCAGACCCACUGCACGGCUCUGAGGGCGGAGCUUAAGGAGCGUGAGCAUUUAGUUCUCAGCACAUUGGAUCAGGCACGCAUGUUUCUGGCCGACCAGCCGAUCGAAGGACCCGAAGAGCCACGCAAAAACCUGCAACCCAAAACCGAGCUGAGCCCAGAGGAGAAGGCCCAGCGGGUGGCUAAAGCGAUCCGUAAGCAGACUGCAGAGGUGGGCGAGCGCUGGGAGAGGCUCAUGGGACACGCGGGCACCUGGCAAGAGCAGGUGGACAGAGCACUAGAUAAACUCCAGUAUCUCCAGAGCUCCAUGGACCAACUGGACCUGCGUCUAGCCCAGGCCGAGGAGCUCAAAGCUGGAUGGCAACCCGUGGGAGACCUUCUCAUAGAUUCCCUACAGGAUCACAUAGAGAAAACAACGGCGUUCCGGGAUGAGAUUGCACCUCUGAAACAGGAUGUCCGGGCUGUGAAUGAUCUGGCAGGUCAGCUGACCCCACUGGAUGUCCAGCUGUCCUCCACCACCAACCGCCAGUUAGACAACCUCAACAUGCGCUGGAAACUACUGCAGGCGGCUAUAGAGGACAGGUCAAAGCUCUUACGGGAAGCACACAGGGAUUUUGGACCCUCCUCUCAACACUUCUUAUCCACUUCGGUGCAGUUGCCCUGGCAGAGAGCAGUGUCCCAGAAUAAAGUGCCCUACUACAUCAAGUAAGUGCUCCCUCAGACAUAGCCACACAUCUGUUUCCAUGUGGACUGAUCUCUUUAAGGGCGCUUUCACUUUAGAGCUUGUUGGAGCAGAACUGAGGCGUUUUGACACCAGCGUUCGUCUCGUUCGGCUGGUGUGAAAUCCGUUUUCUGGAUUUAGAAACACAAAAGCGAACCACACCAGAAUUUGGCUGAAGUGGUGACUGAGCUGAUGUACGGCU
Molecule: messenger RNA, 8700 nt
Organism: Sinocyclocheilus grahami
Lineage: Eukaryota; Metazoa; Chordata; Actinopteri; Cypriniformes; Cyprinidae
Product: utrophin-like
Biological process (GO): synaptic signaling
Cellular component (GO): plasma membrane
Molecular function (GO): protein binding
Source: RefSeq, a predicted model, not a curated record